Molecule: messenger RNA, 1254 nt
Organism: Trichomonas vaginalis G3
Lineage: Eukaryota; Parabasalia; Trichomonadida; Trichomonadidae
Product: protein serine/threonine kinase protein
Exons: 1
Coding region: 1-1254 (417 amino acids)
Biological process (GO): protein phosphorylation
Molecular function (GO): ATP binding; protein serine/threonine kinase activity
Source: RefSeq, a predicted model, not a curated record
AUGGAAGGUUGGCUUGUUAAGCGUUCUGGAAUACCACACUUCUGGCACAAGCGUUAUUGCGUUAUCGAAUCGAAUUGCUUCUAUAUUUAUCUUGAUCAGCAACGCCAAAAGAUGACAAAUUGGUUUUCUAUCACUCCAAAGUCCCAAGUUGCCCUUAUGGAGUCAAAGAAGGGCUUAAGAUUCAAAAUUACUCAACCAGAAGGUAAGGACUUUGCAUUCCAAGCAAAGGACGAAAAAGAAUUCCAUGCUUGGCUCAAUCACAUACUUUUACUUUCAAUUCCAGAAAACACAGAGAAAAUCAAUGAAUAUGAAAUCAUUUCAGUACUUGGCCGCGGAUUCUAUGGCAAAGUUGUCUUAGCAAAGCAUAAGAAGACAGGCAAGUUCUGCGCCAUCAAAUCCAUCCAUAAGAAGGUUCUUCUUGAUAUGAAGAAGGUUGACACAAUCAUGGUUGAAAGAGACAUCCUCAAAUCCACAAAAUCCCCAUUCAUCGUUUCACUCUUAUCUUCAUUCCAAACACCAUCCAAGUUCUACUUAGUAUUAGAAUAUGUCUCUGGUGGCGACUUAUUCAUGCACUUGACAAAUAACAACAACGAGAUCUCCGUUGACCAAAUUAAACUUUACAUCGCAGAACUCGCGGUCGCUCUUGAGCAGCUGCAUAAAGAUCAUAUCAUCUACAGAGACCUCAAGCCAGAGAACGUUCUCAUCUGCGAGGAUGGCCAUAUCAAGUUAACAGAUUUUGGAAUUUCCAAGAUGUUGAAUGAAAAGCAGUCCACAACAAACACAUUGUGCGGAACUGGCGAAUACUUAGCUCCAGAAGUCAUUUCCGACAAGGGUUACACAGAAGCAAUUGACUGGUGGCAACUUGGUAUUUUAAUGUACGAAAUGGUUGUCGGAAAGACACCAUUCGCUGAUACCAACAAGUCAAUCAUGUACUCUAACAUCAUGAACAAGAAUCCAAACUUCUUCCCAAUCGAAGAUGAAAAUGCAAGAAAUCUUAUCGCUCAUUUGCUCAGAAAGGAUCCAGCAAAGAGAGCUGGCUUCGAAGAGAUCAAGAACUCAAAGUUCUUCGAGGGAUUCGACUGGACAGAUAUGAAGAGCAGAGAUGCUUACAUGUUCCCAAAGGAUUCAAGCAGCAGCGAAAGCCUCAACAACUUCAAUAAGAAGUUCACAGAGGAAGAAGCUGAGGAUUCUGAUGCCAUGCCUGUUAUGGAAAAGUUUGGCGAUUUCGAAUACGUUUCACCCGAAUUCGCUUAA